This is a messenger RNA of Amoebophrya sp. A120, 12178 nucleotides long. The record is from the annotation of a GenBank genome assembly. Lineage: Eukaryota; Dinophyceae; Syndiniales; Amoebophryaceae.
CGAAAGACUGCCGCAAUUGACGAGCACGUUUUUUAGGAACGAAACAUUUCACAAUUUAGGCUUGGAGGAAUUCGCGGUGGCGGACUUGCGGGAGUCUCUCCUCGCCCACCCGAAGAAAGUUCUGCAAGACGAGCGGUUCCUAUCAAAUGCAAAAAUGUCUGUGUCUGGAAGAUUCUCAGAUUUGUCAUGCAUAUUUUCCAUGAGCCAUGACGUCUGUGAUGCAUGCCGUAGCAUCACAGAUUUUUAGAGGGCUUUGCGAUACCUCUACCGCAUGAGAAAUGCCCUCUCCGCGUAGCACAAAGUGGAGUCCUCUUGCUGGUCUUGCAAUACAAAUUUUUUUAGAAUCCAGAGACAGCGUCACAAGUUUAGAAUGUUCCAGACCCCGACAUUUUUGCAUUUUAUAGUUCCGGUUCUGGGACAAAAUCACGCGGGUGUUUGACUACUUCGAACUGGCGACCAACGCGAAGUGCCCACUGGCGGGGGUGUAUCAAAUGUAAAAAUGUCUGGGUCUGGUGGAAACUUGUGAUGCUGGGUGGCGUCUCAUGAUGAGGCUACAGAUGCUGGCUCAGCAUGACAAGUUUCUGAGCUUCUAGGUGUUGCCUAUUCUGCAUGACAAACUGCGCUUCUGCAUCACAGAAAAACGGAGCUCUUGGGUAACGUGCAUGACAGAUAGAUUUAAGAGUCAUGCCAGACAAGCAUGACAAACAUGAAUUCUUCCAGACCCAGACAUUUUUACAGUUGAUAGGGUGGUGUUCCGCUCGAUGCAGUACACGAUGCCGGAGUUCGAGUUCAUGCUGCCGCUGUACUAUCAAAAGGAAAAAUACCCCCUUCCCAUAUCGAAAAGGUAUGUUGCCGAAAAUUUGUGUUGCUGAUUUGAGGUCACAAAUCACCUCUGUCUUGCAAGAAGACAAGGGCAGAAGCUUCCGCCCCAUUAUGGAAGCGAUUUGUCAUGCUGUUGGGCCUAAAGCUGAGCCGUUUGCCAUGCUGAACAACUAGACCCCUACGCCCCUACCUAGCUUGGGGAUCUGGCCGCAAUGCCUCUCUGCAAUACAAACCUGAUUUGUGUACACAAAUCCAGCAUUAGAAAUAUCGUUUUGAUAUGGGGAGGGGGGAUGUUUCCUUUCGAUAUGUACCUGUUCAUCUACAUGCCCUACAGCUACGACUUGUACGGGCAGUACCUGUACUAUGGAAGCGUCAGGAUUGAAAUCGACAAAGUUGAAAUGAUUUGUCAUGCAUAAAAUGCAAGGCAUGGAGUGCCUGUCUUGCCGGGAUGGCAAGUGAGGCCGAUUGUGAGCCUGUUUAGGGUUUGAAAUAGAGCUGCUAAAGUAGCAUGGCAAAAGACGCCUUCUGACCCUAAACAGCAUCACAAACUGGAUUUGGACGGUCCCGAAAUUUGUCAUGCACCGCUUGGAAAUUAGGCUUCCAACUGGUAUCGAUUUUAUGCAUUACAGGUUAUUUCAACUUUGUCGAUUUCAAAUCUGACACUUCCAUAUGUACGAAAAGAUCAUGGACCGACUGCUGGUCUUGCCGCCUCCAUCCAAAUUGAUGCCACAGCAGGAAGUGGAGGACCGGGUAAACGUGAUUAGCCGGCUCGUCGUCACCAAGGACGUCGGCGCGGUGGUGACCGGAAAGGGGUGUAAGUUGCGCAAGGAACAACAACGCCGAGGAUCUGUCGGAACUUCCACAACAAGUCCUGAGGACGAGGACCACAUCAAAACCGAGAGGGCAUCAUUUUCCUUUGCCGACUUCGCAAAAAACCGAAAGAAUAUUAAGCUGGAUCCAGAGGAAGCGCUACGGGAGUUUCUCGAAGAGAAUAAAUCUUCGAGUGAAGAAGAUUACUCCUCCUCUACAAGAAUUUCAUCUCGUCCCAGGGGCCAGGAACAACAAGAGCUGUUCGACUGCUUAAGCGACGAAACCCAGGUGCAGUACCUGUACAAGCCCGAAGAAGAAUCUCCAGCAGCCCAGGUGGUCGAGCUCGCGAUCGGUGGCGACCUGGCAAGUGCGAUUCACGCACAGUGCUUGAGCAGAGCCCUGGUUUUGCUGGAGGCAGCCGGGAUGGCGUGGUUCCUCUUCGCCUACAUAGCCAUGAAAGACAAGGCGUUCGCCCACUACCAGAAAUGGCGCGACCAGGUCUGCAUUCCGGCACUGUUGCGGCAGAGUGAGAUGAAAAAGGGCAUCGAUUUGCAGAAAUUGCAGAAAUAUAAUCCGGCUGAUGUGCAUCAUGGCGAAUUUGUAGAAGAUGGAGAACUUCUACGCUCAGAUGACUCGACAACACUGAAGGAACACGAACAGGAAGUGGAACAACCCGACACGUUGCAAAAUGACCGUACCACAGCUCCGGAUCAACCUACUUCGCAGUCCAAAUACAAGGCCUCCAUCCGGCCGCGGAAGAAGCGCAGUGUGACCAGCGAGAAAAAGAUCAAUCCAGCGAAGCCAGCACUUGUUGCAGAAACUGAAACGAGCGUCGACAAGAACCAGUCUUCGAAAGGAGACUCUUCAAGCACACAGCAAGAGGAACCUGCUGCUGCGGAGAAAAGGAAGCUUGUCCCAAGAAGUAAAGAAAAACUACGCCGGGUAGCUGCAGCUGGUGCAGCUGUUAACCCAGAAGUAUUCGCCGUUCAGGAGAAAAUUCUCACCUCUCCCACCACGCUCCACUUAGGUUCCUCUGCCAGCAUGCUGAAUCUGCUACAGUGGCUGAUGUUGUUCUUUUCCCAGAUUCUCGGCAACAGCUUCUUCCGCAGGGAGAGACUAAACGCUUUGGUCAUGGCGGGGGGGAGCGCAGCAAAAACAUCCCGGCACGACGACGACUGGAGCCAUACGUUUGAAUUGGCCGCGCAGGCGGUCUAUGAAAUGCAAAAAUGUCUGGGUCUGGAAACUUGUGAUGCUGUGUUGGGAAUAGUGAAUGCUCUGUAAUGCGCAGCCAAGCAUGAGAAAUAUCUGCAGUCCUUUAUGUUACGUUUUUCGCAUGAGAAACUGCGUUUUUGCAUGACAGGCAAAAGGGCGGAAAAGGGUCUCUUCUUGGACACGCAUCACAAACUUUUUUGUCAUGCCAGACAAGCAUGAGAAGCCUGGAUUCUUCCAGACCCAGACAUAUUUGCAUUUGAUACGGUCGGGCUGUUCGAUUCGAUCAUGCGCAAAACCGUGCCCGUAUCCUGUGCAAAAGUAUCGUAUUCGUAUAAAUGCAAGUCUUGCAUCACAAAUCUUUCCUUGUUGCCUGAGAUCCAACAAAUCUAGAAUAGGGGGAGCUAUGCCGUAGAGUAGAAGAUGCGAUAAUUCACAAUCAUUUUACCACCACUGACACCACGUCGGUAUCUCCCCCGACUCCCUGAAGAGGAGUUUCGAAAGAAGUAGAUAAACACCCGAGCGUGGCGGGUCCGCUGUGCCUCCCUUUAUAGUAGCCUACUAGAUCUCAGGCCCCCCUUUACACUAGCCGAGAUCUCAGAACCAGCGCCCCGUGCUGCCGAGUACCCCUCCUAAAAAUGACCUCCUCCCCGCCCGGACACGGUGCCUGAAUCCUGCAGCAGUCGUCCACGCACCAUCCUGCGCAGCAGCAAGGUCCUCGCUUAGCCUGACGGGCAUGGGCAGCAACUUCUCCAUGUUCGCGGCGUCGCCGUUUACCGUCCUGCGGGUGUCCUGAGGAGCGGUAAAUAGUAGUCGUGCCGUACAACCGCAAUCCGGGGAGGCGAGAGUCGGCUACCACAGAGCGGAAUGGAACGGUAGGAGUCUCCUCAAAUGCGGCAGGGCUAGAGGAAUUUUCAGCGGUAAGCCCAACAGGCGGCUUACUCCCGUAGCACUCAACAACAGAUGUGUAGGGGCACUCAACAACAGAAGCGUUGCUGCAAAUUCCUCGGCCCCAAGCAUUUGCCCCAGCGGCGACAGCCAGCGAAGUGGUAGAAGGAACGAGUGGCGCGGCGGAUAGACCAGCGGCAAGGACACGCCAGAGCCCGGCAAAGGUCUCUCGUCCCCCCCAGUCCACAGAAAGGGCCGCAGUUCUUCAAUUUCCGCAUCUAUGUCCUGUAGUUGCACUGCGUGGAAGCUCUAAAACGCCCUUGCUGUAGAUCUACGAGAUCACCAUACGGCUUGGGUCUGUUAGCUUCCAUACAUUGAUCUCAUUGUAUAGCAGGUUUCUGGGGGUCUGUGUAAUCCAAUCACGGAUUCCCUGUCUGCUUCUAUUACAGUUGUGAGCGCAAAGUAUGGUCAGAAAAAUAUAAGAGUGCCCGGGGAUGAAGAAAUACUCGCGAUGUUUUCGCGGUUCUGACCCUAUGCCGCUCCAGCGCCUGCGGAGGCUUGCUUCCCCAGUGAUAAUGGACAAUGGCAAUGUCGGUGCGGUUGUUUUAGCAUCACAAAUCUUUCCUUUAAGUUGUAUCAGCAUUACAAAUUUUAUUUCUCAUGCUGAGAAAAUUUGUAAUGCAUUUAUACGAGUACGAUGCAUACUUUUGCAGUUCAUAGCCCGCCGGGAAUCCGAACAUUAGCAGAGUUGCCGUCCGGGAUAUCAUUCUCGACAAGAAAACGGUGGCGGCGUGGAGAAGGCGAAGGCGAAGGCAAACGAAAACUUCAAGUAUCAAUGUCGAGGACGAGAAACACGACAACAUUUCAGCAGCACAAAAAGGCACACAUCCAGAUCCACCACCGUCAGCAAAUAGAAAGAGUCAGCGGGAGGUGAGCAAGAACGAAGAUGACGACUUCGCCCUGCAAAGCGUCCUGCGCAACGAUGAGGUGAUGACCACGUGUCCGGUAGUUUCAGACCAACUCCUCGGGCAGGCGGUCAGCAUGGUCAAAUCGGAUGAAAAUCUUGCCAAAGCCAAUCUCGACCACAACUUCGAAAGCUGCGUCCUCUGGGACCAGUACCGCUUGUGUGGUGGCCCGUUGCGCCUGCCGGUGGAAGGCUACCCGAGCGAGCUGAUCCUGCUGGGGCUGGGAGUCGGUAAGGUCGUAGAUUUGAGAAGGAGGAGAGUAGUUCCGACAGCUUCUGCCGACGCAGGAGUUGUAGAGACCACUUCACCACCCUCCGAAAAUAAAUUUGUUCUCGAAUUCGCCCUUCGUUCCGUGAACGGUGCGGCGCAACUGUCCAUCGAAACCCCCUCCCGGUGCGAAUUGCUCUACGGUGCAGGCUACCACCGGGCGUGGCUGGAGAACACGGCGUGCUCGGUCAUCAAACACGAAUCUUUCGUCAACGAGGUGCAAAUGCGCAGGUUCUUUCCCCGAGCCAGUCUCCCCGGGUUCGUGAUCCAGUGCGUUAUCUCCACCAAAACCUCGGAAAUCGCGCGAAAAUUGGCGAAGAAAGACACGCAGUUUCUCUCCAUCGACUCCUUCAGCCUGACGUUUGAAUACAGUGGGGUGCAGGGCCACCACGUGAAGCUCUUUCUGCAUCAGCUGGAAAAGUUGAACAUUGUGAAGCAGAAGCUCAAGGAAACGGAUCCGAACUACCUGUCGAAAGUGUUGGACCAGAACAACUUCGGCAUGAUGAGCGACCGGAUGACCACCCUGUUCGCUGUGCCGGUAUGCCGGAUAGCAGAACCACCAGACGAACCUGGAUUAUUAGACGAGGGAGAUGCAAGAAAGAGGAAGAAGGUGGUGAUCAAAACCGCUGCUGACGUUUUCCGCCCAGCCUUUGACGUUUUAUGGAGCCGAGCGAUGGAAUUGGAACAUCAAACGACAUCCGCUAGUAGUAGAAAAGGCAGCAUGUUGACUAGUCCGAAGAGUAUAAUUGACAAGCAGCACUUGGAGUUCGGCACCUGCCUGCCAGGGUUGUUCGGACUCCGCAGAGCGGGCAUUUUCCAGCAGCAGGGAGUGUUGCUGAACCAGUGGACGGAAGUGCAGAAAGCGCAAAUCGCCCCCCGGCAGAUCUCCAUGUACGAGCUCGGUCCGCCGGACACGGCCAGGCCGGACCUGGAAAAGCUGCGAGAGAUCUUAGGGGAAGAUGACGCAGCCGCGUCCCAUGAACUUCCACAUGAUGUUGACAAUGACAGCACGUCGAGUGAUUCGAAAACGAAAAAUCUUCGGCCACAGAUGAACCAUCAGCAAAGCAAAAUGACUAAGGUCGAGAGCUUCUCGCUCUACCGCGUGGCGCCGGAGCUGAUGACUCUGUACUGUGAAGACCGGAUCAACAGCGCGUCUAUGGAGUGGGACCUGGUCGCCGCGCAGGGACUCGUGAACACGGCCUGCCUCUAUCGGAAUCGCCACGUGGACUGGCUUCUGUACACGGAUCUGGACGAGGCAAUGGUCCCGGGGAGCCGGUACACGUGGGAUGAAAAUGAUCAAAGCACAAAAAAUAAAGUCGUAGCUGAAACUAUUGAGAGGAAAAAUCCCCCCUCCCCAUAUCGAAAAGGUAUGUUUCCGAAAAUUUGUCUUGCUGAUUUGAGACCACAAAUCACGUCUGUCGUGCAAGAAGACAACUCCGCAGGCUCUGCCGCAUUAUGCAGGCGGUUUGUGAUGCUGUUGGGCCUACAGCAUAGACGUUUCUCAUGCUAAGUGCCUAGGCCAAAACCUCUCUACUCAGGCUUGGCAGGAGCCUGCAGUCCUCUACUGCAAGACAAACCUGAUUUGUAUACGCAGAUCCAGCGUCAGAAACUUCCGUUUGAUAUGGGGAGGGGGGAUUUUUCCUUGUGAUAAAAACUACUGCACAAACCCGCCCAACUACUUUUCACGAGCGCUUUCGCACCUACUUCGGCACUAUCAAAUGCAAAAAUGUCUGGGUCUGGAAGAUUCCGAGACUUGUCAUGCAGAUUUUCCAUGAUCCAUGUCAUCUGCAAUGCAGAACCUAACAUGACAGAUUCUGCGGGAUCCCUAUCAUGCCUAUCCUGCAUGAGAAACUUCCUCUCAACUUCGUCAAAAGCGGGCAACUUUUGGCAUUCUUGCAACACAGAUUUUUGUAUGAUCCAGAAUUAGCAUCACAAGCUUCAACCUUCCAGACCCAGACAUUUUUACAUUUGAUAGGCACCACGCCCGUCGGGUACGCGGAGAGGAAAACGGCGGAGUGCAAGAUUCCCCCAGGAGUCUUUUCAGGCUCUACUAGUAAUGACGCUCCUGCUGUCAACGUGGCAUCAAGAGCUGCAUCUUCAGCCGCCCAACCGCACCAAGAAAUAGGUUUCGAGUCCGCCAUUACCCUCCCUCGGCCCGUCACCUCCGGCGUCUACAUCCAGGAGAUCACCUACGGCGGCCCCGAUGACUUGCAGCCGCUGUUUGUGGAGAAAGUGGAGCAAAUUCCGGACGCGGAGACCAAGGUUCUGACCGACUUUGACGUCGUGUCGGAAGUCUGGCCAACGCCCUGGGACCGCUGGUCCUUCCGCCUGCCGAUCCCGAAAACGCCGGUGCGGGAAUUCGUGUUUCCCCGUGGGCCGAAAGUAGAGGAUGAAAAAACGAGUCUGGAGAAGUUUGGCAGCAAGACUGGAAGCAGUUUCCCGCACGGACACAUGCUGCUGAACAUGAUGAAGCGGGAAUUCGGCGAGCCGUAUUCCGUCCAAACGGUGAUGCAGACGACGGGGGGCGAAAAAGCAAAUAUCCUCUCCGAAACGACGCACGAGGACGGCGUGCCGAGGUUUGUUUUUGAAGAUCCGGAGAGGAUGUUCCAUGACGGCGUAAGUAGUACCAAUAUAACCCAGGGCGGUGUAUGCCAUCUCAGCCGCGACCGCGUGCACCAGAUCGGCCUGGAAAAGUUAGAGAACGGAAACAAAUUGGCAGGCGAAUUUCUCCAGAGCCUCACCGUCAUUGCUCCGGAUGAGUACCGCCCGAUCAAGGAGGCCAAUGCCGCGGGGAGCCGCAAAAGCAUGAAGAGCACCGCCGUGCGCCCCGGGGAGAUGCUGCUGGUCGGGCAGCGGUGCAUGCGCGGCCGGGUCGGGACGCAGUUGCACAUCAGUCGCAUGGCCGAUUUGAGCAUCCACCACUACCGCUACGCGAUGAGCCGCCCCGCCAGCGAUUUUGCAAAGAAAAUCAAUGUGAUACCCAGCCUGGAGGAAAAAGCGAAGAUCGAUCGGGCGAACAGCGUCGAAGAGGUCUACCCAUCCAAGGUGCACGACCCAGCGGCGACUUUGCGGCUGCACACGGUAUUCGACCCGGUGUUUGCACAGCAACUCAGCCGGGAGGAGGAGUAUGGGAAAAAGAUACAGAUAGCUGGGAAAAGCAAAAGCGAUGUGUUGAAAGAACCAGAAAUUAUAUCCACAAGAAGUACAUCAACAACGACCACAAGUACGACGGCACUACAUGAAGAGUCUUCGUCCGCCCGCGCCGAGUCAGAAUCUUCUGCAAAUAAGCCGGAAGAUCUUCAUGGGAGUACUUCUACCUCCGUACCUCACUUCAGCUGCACCGAGGUGGUCGCUUCUGACAGCUACCUGCAGAGAACACUGGACAUCUUCCUCAGGCCCGACGAUGAGAAUGAUGAAUCUUUAGACAUCGUUGACACAGGAAGGGCGUCCCGUCUCGAGCGAGAAAAGGAGGAGGAGGAAGUUUUCCGGGGUUUAGGGCUGUGGUUGAAGCGGGUACUGAACCUCGACGAAGGCCCGAUCUCCUUCAAGCGGUUUUUGUCUUUGGUGUACGACAACUUUGUGGAGCUGAAAACCGUGCCGAAUCUAGCUUUCGAAACGCAACGGUACGACAAGAGAAAAAUCCCCGGGAUCAUCGACGGGAGGACGCCGACACUGCGGGACGGCUUGGUCCGGCUCGUUUUCAGUAACAAGUGGCGGAAACUGAUCAAAGUCGUGGCCGAAGCGCUGGCGGUUCCGUGGCAACACCACGUCGCGUUACACGACAACGCCGUCUUGGAAGACCGGCAUAAACUCUUCGCGGAAUAUAUCAAAUGCAAAAAUGUCUGGGUCUGGAAGAAUGCAACUUGUGAUGCUAACUUUGGACUCUAAAAAAAUCUGUAUGGUAUGACCAGCAAUAGGAGCCCACUUUGUGCUACGCGGGGAGGGCAUUUGUCAUGCGGGAUAGGCAUCAGGAAGGCCUCUAAAAAUAUGUGAUGCCAGAUCAUGCAUUACAGACAUCUUGAGUCAUGUAAAAUAUGCAUGACAAACCUGGCAACCUUCCAGACCCAGACAUUUUUACAUUUGAUAGAGUACGAACGGGGGGACGUGGCGUUUAAGGACAAGGACGAGAAUAUGAACUGCAAAUAUGUCUGGGUCUGGGAGAUUGCGAGAUUUGUCAUGCUCGUGUGGCAUGACUCUAAGCUCUGUAUUGCGUGCCCGCGAAGAGGUCCUGGUCCUAUUGUGUGUCAUGCAAAAACGCAGUUUCUCAUGCGAGAUACGCAGCACAGAAACACGAAAAAACUUGUAAUGCUUGGCGGCGCAUUACAGAGCACUUUAUUGUUCACGGACUUGCAUCACAGGUUUCCAGACCCCGACAUUUUUGCAGUUGAUAGCGAACUUCCUGAUCCCGAUCCUCUACCUGGCGAACUUGCAGGAUUUGAACCUGAAAUCGGUUUCAGGGCCAAGGGCCUUAAAGGAUUACCGCAAGCUGGUCAGCAUCGAGCAACGAAAAUACUGGACGCGGAAUUUCGUCCGGGACUGUCAAAACGCGUUGCAGUUGAACUUCCUCAGCAAGACAAGCGGUAGAAGUACGACAGCUGGUGCGGCGCAAGACCUUCUCAAGAGUACUGCCAUCAUUGCUUCUUCUGACCAGGACGAGACUACUAGCAAGGGAGCUGCAAGUGGUCAUUUUCAAGACGACGAACAGCGGCUCACGUCCUUUCAAGUAAAACAUCUUCGGGACGACAGCCACAUCUACCCGUCGCUGCGCAAGCUCUACCUCCCUGCGUACGCGACAAAGGAAGAAGGUACUAGUGCGACCUCGUCCUACUCCUACGGGUUGAACUAUGUCCAUCUGCGGCCGCACAUCCUGGGCUACAAAAACGACACCACCGACGCGGAGAAGAAGCACCACGAGGAGCGCAUGGCGGAGCUGCAGCAGGCCGGGCGAAAUUCGCAGGGGGACUACGCCAUCAACCUCGCGUCGGCAGAUAAGCUGCUGGAAGAAUUGAGCAGUAUCGAAGAAAUCUACGCCGAGGCGGAAGGGGAUCCGCAGAGGAUGGCCACCGGCUACACCGAGGAGCAGCAGUCGCUGCUGCAGCUGUUAGCAGACCGGGUGUUCACGCAGCUGCAGACGUCCGCGCCCAAUUACAAGUCCGAAUUUCUCGCGACCUUUCCCGUGUCCCCGCCAGACAUGGAGUUCUACCGCUGGCCGGACUGGUGGCAGGCGAUGGACUUCAACAUCACCAAGGAGGCAUACUACACAAGUGCUUCCAGAAGUAGUGCAGUAGAGCUUGAUGUUCCAGCAGCUUCUACCUCCCAACCCGUGUGCCACCUCCGGGUCGCUCUUCUUGCCCGUGCGGAAGAAGUGUUAGCGUGGUACCUAGAGGAAACCAUGCAGCGCACCGAGAUGUUCCAGUCCCAAGUCAACCGGUUUUCGCGCCUCGCGUAUUACAAUGAAAAAUGCCCCCACCCCCGAACUUGGGAGCAUUUGUAUUGCAAACCUUUGCAAAUGAAACAUUCGCCCUCUUGCAUCUAUCAGCAUCACAAAUUUCCAAUCGUGAAUAGAAAAAAUUUGCAUUGCGCAAGAUCCCAGCAAGAGCGGCGCUUGUCAUGCAAGCAAUGCGAUAUACGGCGAGACUCUGCAUCAGAAAGAUUCAUAGUCCUUUCAUGCAUGACAAAAAGUUUUCAUUUGGAAACUUUGCAUCACAAAUCAUUGCAACUUUGGGGGUGGGGGCAUGUUUCAUUGUAAUGUCGCACUGAACCACAUGCACGUCCGCCCAUCUUCGGUGGACGACCCGAUGCUGCUGCUUUUUUACUACCUGCUUUCUGACUAUGGGAGUGUCAGGAUUGAAAUCGUCAAAGUUGAAAUGAUUUGUCAUGCAUAAAAUGCGAUACAAAAAGUGACUCCAUUGCAGAGAACGCACGGGCGGCGGAUUAUAGUCCUGGUAAGGGUCAAGAGUUGGACUGCUGACUAGCAUGACAGAAGGUAGCUCUUUUGCCCUAAACCGCAUGACAGACUCGCUUCCAGGACCAGGAAAAUUUGUCAUGCACCGACUACAAACUGUGGGUCUAACUGGUAUCCGUUUUAUGCGUGACAAACUAUUUCAACUCUGACGAUUUCAAACCUGACGCUUCCAUACUGACGCGUUGUUCCCACUGUUGUACGCUUAUAACCGGGAGCACCGGCUGGCGUUUGACCAAGUGCACCGGCACUACCUCCGGGAGUUUGUGCUCACGAAGGAAAUGGCGAAGGGGUACUGUACUUGAUCGAUGAAUAGACACGAGCAACAACAUGCCAAACUUUUCUUGGUUUAAUGCGCUUGGCUCGUUCCUACGGAAGGAAAAGGAUAAUCAGAUGCGUGUGCCGCGUUCACGACCGUGGUCUCCGUCUUUGCCUGUCUACUUUUAGUCAAAGUAAAAGCGUAGGCCUUAGUGGAAGUGAAACAGAAAUAAAAAACAGGUUUGGUGUCCUCUUCGAUGAGGGCGGCGGCGGGGGCAAGUGGUUCGAGUCGGAAAAUGCACAGGGCGCACAGGCGAAGUUGGGACGGGUGUACGCGCGGGUGUCGAAUGAUCCCAACCGGUUCAUCAAGGUUAUGAAGUUUUUUUUGUUCUUGAAGCUGGUGCAAAUUGACAACCGCUGCGUGAUGCAGAGGUGGAUGUACAAACGCGUCACGAGCUCGUUUCUUUAGGUCACAAGAUUUGCAUUUCAUAGACACUUAAUAUCACAUUCACACUAACACUUAAUGACAAUGAUUCGGAUUCUUUACCAUUUCGGAGCUCGAUUUGGUGAAAUGUAUGAGAAUAAAAACUACAAAUAAUAUGGAUUUUUGAGUCGAAACUUCAUUUCGCUAGUCUCGUCUUUCUUUCACUCUGCUGCUGACCUAUCUUCUUUGGCGAUUAUCAAAAAUCAAAGUGAAAAAUAAGAUUAUGAUUGAAACGAAAAUCACAGAUACAGAUGACAUGUUGAAUCUGGAAAAACAACAUAUGUGGCAAAAAUGUUAAGCAUAAAUAAUGGAAAUAUUUUCACUUUCAGAAUAUUGCGACUCAGAAGGCCAUGAUAUCGCAUGUGAAAGUUCAUUGACCAAGUAUGUAAUUUGAAGUUCUCUAGCAGGUAUGGGCGCAAGAAGCGAAAGUUACCAAGGCGAAAGUUGUGGAGCAAAAAGUAAAAGAGUGAUUCAGGCACCCCGAUGAUCAAAUCAACACCAUCUUCAUCCGAG